AACCAUUGACGAGAGGGUUCCACGGCAGCCGGAGUGGACCGUUCGUUUCAAAAGUGACGCGCUCGUUGGUUGCUGCACAACGCAUCGUUCCGUUCGUUCCCGUUCGUCGUUUGUGAGCUAUACGUGGAGGAAAAGGGCAGAAUUUUUUCUUCUGUUUUUUCUUUGUCGGAAGCGAAUUCGGAUUGAGUUAUUCUAUGUCCGCUUUGGACCCCAGGUUCUAAGGAGGUGUUGAAAUUGUGUAAUUGAAUUUAGCGAUUGAUUUGGGUUCGAAUUGCGCGCAAUUUUUUAAGUUCGAACCCUGUGAGUGGUGUCCAUUUUGGAGGGUGACUAGGAGCCAUAAUCGAUAAUCCACUGAAGGAGGGAUUCUUUAUGGAGUGGAGAGAAGUUUUGCAUGGUUGAGCGGAUAGAAGUGGAAGAUCUAUCCGCCAUAGGAAACUAGUGUUAGUUGAUCCGGAAUUGAUAGAGGAUACCCAGUGUUCUACCGGAAUUGCGGUGAAAACAAAAGUGCGCGCCUUGCUGAGCCUGAUAAUCGCGUUCAGUUGAGGAGUGCGAAGCGAAUAGGAAGAAGACGGCCACGACUAGAUUGCAUCAUUAAUACGUUGAAUCACACGUUUGCUAGCGUAAUUUGUGAGGCGUAGAUAAUAUCGUUAUCAUAACGGAAGAUUUGUUAGUGACGACAGAAAAGCAAACAUUCCUACAUCGGAGGGAUUUAAUCGGAGUAUGGAUUUUUAAUCGUUGGCGCGAAAACAAGUGUUAUAGAAAUCGAUGAGAGCCGAUUGCCUCGCUAUGGAUAACUUUAAUGGGGCUGCGAUUAGUUUAGUGAGUGAAUAAGUGACACUGGCUUAGUGUGUUAAGGCGGUAGUUUUAUUGUUGGUUGAAAUAGUUCAACUAUUUGUUUUUGGUGAUAUAAAUAGGCUGACAAAAUGUCGGUUCAAGCGAAGCGUCAACAUUGUUACUUGUGCGAUUUGCCCCGGAUGCCGUGGGCCAUGAUUCACGACUUCACGGAAGCCGUGUGUCGAGGAUGUGUGAACUACGAGGGAGCUGACCGGAUCGAGCUGGUUCUGGAUACGGCUCGACAGAUGAAACGAAUCCAUGCCAGUGGUGGCGGCGGUGGCGGAAGUGGCAGUGGAUCAGCUGGAGGUGGCAGCAGUGGCGGCAAACGUGGUGGUGGCCAUGAAAAUGGGGAAAUGCCACCGCAUCGGUCCGUUCCACAGGCCCACCAUCACUACUCGGUGCGUGCCGGGCCCAACGGGCCGACGCUAGUUGAUUUCACACCGAAACACGAGCCACACGACAUUAGCGGCGGUGUCCGUCCGGGGGCCCGCCUCCAGCAGCAUAUUCCGCCACAUCACAUGCCACCGCACCCCAACAGACAACAGCAGGUACCGCCGGCACUUUCGGUCAAUUUGAAACGACCACCGCCGGAGGAUGACGAGCACGGUCCAAUGGAUGGGCCGACGGGCAGUGCCAAACGUGGUGCCGAGGAUCCCUCGGUGGCCAUUCAGCAGCGACCGCCGCUGACGCGAGGCGAAUCCCUGCCGGCGGUACCGUUCGUUCCGGAUCGGCAGCCAAGCUACAAGGACAAGCACCCGGUGCGGACAGCAUCCUUCGACACAGCCACCUUCAAACCGACCGCUACUGACCUCAAACGGUGGAUAUUACCUAAUGUAGCACCGAACGACUAUGUUGCAACAAUGAAUUCAGGUAUUUCAAACGAAAUGUCUCCCACCUAGAUGCGCGUGCUAACUGUCCAGCUUUUUUUUAUUCGCUACUGACAAGCUAUCCGGCAUUAUUCAGUUACGCUUUUCAAUAUACCUCUCUAGAGUACCUUCACUGAAUUGUGUUGGGCCCCACUGCAAUGCAAUUCGCGCGGAGGUUUUGUAUUAUACGUGUGCAUGAUCUUAGCCAGUUGUAGUGUGAAUGUUCUAAAAUGUGCCUUUAGUAAUCGAAAAUUUCAUAGUCCUUCUUUAUGAUUCAUCCUGAAACCAGUUGAAAAAAUAUCACAUAAAAGUUUAAAAAUUGUUAUUAAUCGCCAUGUGGAACGAAAUGUGUGCUUGUAUCUGAAAAGUGCUCCCCAAAAUUCAUCUCCCUGAAACAAAUUAAGCCAAUAAAAUUGAUUUAUAGGGCGCCGAAAACUGCCACAUCCACUCUCAAGUAAUACCGGAAAAUAUUGCCUGCGGAUAUUGCCUUUCAGCUCAGUGAACAUUCUUUGGGAAACAUGGUUCCAUAUUUUAGGUGCCUCCACUUCAUCUUUUCAUAAUGUUUCCAAAGAAAAACAUACGUCGCACUUUUUUCCUAGAUUGUCCGCCGUCCCAUUCAUUAUGAACGCGGAUGAUUAAUAAUAUACUCUUCGUCUUUUUUCUCUCGCAAAUAUCUGGUGCACCCGUAUUCGCUGCCAUUCUAAAAUCGAAAAACGGUGGAUUUGACAGUACGUACAAUACCGAAAAAAAACUCCGCCAGAAGGCCAUAAUGAAUGGAGAAAAAAAAGAGUGCUUUUUUCAUCAGGGAAGAAAGAACAUUCCUAUAUUGUAAGCUACUCGAAGCUGCCACAUAUAAUGUAUUCCACCAACAACACGCUUCAUACAUAUUCGCGUCGCUGUUUUAUCACCCAUUUUAUCACGAUCGAACCGUAUGAAAAAAAAAGCAUAGAAAGGAAAACAUUAAAUUUGCUACCACACCACUACAAGUUCCCUCGUGUCGAGGCUAUCGACAUUUUUUGUUCGAGUUGGAUUCUUGUAGAAUCGACGUUUCUGCUGUGUGUAUGUGGGUAAAACAUGGAGUAAUUUAUCUCCGGAGAGAUUGAACUUCUCUUAUGCCUGGUUUACAUGGUACAAGUGACUUGAUUAAAGUCAAUGAAAAGUGUCCAAUUGAAUGCGAACUGAACGUGUAAACACCACCGUUCUUCUCACUUGAGUAACUGACUUGACUUGAACGAAAGUUGAACAUGUUGAACUUUUUCAUUCAAGUCAAACGAAAUCAUCUCACUUGCCCUGUCUAAACACGCGAUUUAUUUGAGUUGAAUUCAAGUCAACUGUCAAACGAAAUGAAUGCAAUUCAGGUUGCUUACACACCGCACGACUUGAACAAUGUAAACACUUUCUUCGACUGAGAUGCAUUCAAGAGCAUGCAAGUGGACACUCAUGUCGUUUGCUUAGUCUAAACACGUCAUUCCAUUGGAUUGAACAUGCUUGAGAAGUUUGCAAGUCAAAUGCUCAUUUGAAUUGAACAGUCUAAACCAGGCAUUAUGGAAUGCCUUCCGCACAGAUUACAAAAAAAACAUUAGUUUGAGUCAGUGCUGUUAAAUGUCAUUACUAAUAUACAUACUCACUAGGGCACAGUUUCAUCGGCAUGAACCUGUUUCGGUAACAAUUUUCGGACUAGGUACACUAAGUAAAUUAGAGUAGCUACAUGAUUAAUACCUAUUACGCUUAGGAGGGUUCUUCGGGGCUCUACGUUCCCACUGCUUAGUACACGUUGGACGAAAAAUUCAAUCUAUAACAAUAAUUUCAAUAUUCAGACACGAUAGAAAUCGCUCUACAUUCAGUGAUUUUAAUAUUUUUUUAUUCAAUUCGACUUGAAGUGGUACGUGACUUCAGAUUACACGGUACGCUUUUAAAUUUGAGGAAAUGAUAUCGUACAUCAUAAAAUCGUCUGAAUUUACAUAUUUCUACUCCGUUAUGUUUCUUAAGGGUUAUUCUCCACCCCGCUAAUGUGACUAAGAAUACAAAGUAGCUACUUUCAUUGUUUCGCAACACUUCACCAUUGAUUGCUGUAUGGGUACCUAUCGAAAUACCUGGCAAUUCGAGCUAUUUAGUGAUUGUUAUCAAGCAAAUCAACGGGUGUAUAUUGUAAGAUUCAUGAUGAAUAUCUUCCAAGAUCCCUGUCACAUCCUUUUUCCCUUGGAUCUGGCUGGACGUUUUUUAUUGAUGUUCGGAAGAUGUAUUCCAAGAUUCUUAUUGAGACGGUCCUAGUUCCUAGAGACGGCCUUUCAGGGUGGAUAUCUAGUGAGAUCUGCUAUUCUAGCAAAAUCUAGGCAUCGACGGAAUUCGGGCGAACUCUUCGGUAGAAAUUUUUUCACCAAAAAUUUUGAGUUCAUGGCAAGUGUAGUGGAUUACUUCUAAUACCUUCUGUGAAUCAAGAUCCGUGAUGGACUUUCUCUUCGCAUUGUUGAAUGACUCUUCUGGGAAAUAUCUAUGACGUGUGUUUCUUCGAAGAUCCUUGCAAGAUUGGCCGAUAUUUGUCGUGAUUUUUAUCAUAUUUUUUCUGCUAUAUCUGCAUAAAUUUAUCAUGAAUGUCUAUGUGGUUUUCCCGAGUUGAAUAGAAGGCUCGAUUGAAGGUUCCCGGUUUAGUUUUAACAUACAUAUCAAUAGACUCUAAUGAUACCUUUGAGCGUUACCGUUGAAAUCAUUGUCUAGUUCUGGAAGAAUUUCUGAAAAUAUCUUAAACCAAAUUCUCGACAAGUUCUUCAGUGAGCUAUUACCAAGAUUUAUUGUAAGAGCUAUUGCGAAGUCUUCAUGGAAUUCUUGAUUGGCUAUCAUCUGCAGCAGAUUACUGACCAAACCACGGAAUUAUUGUGAGAUCCUAUCGUAGAUUCUUCCGCAAUUAGUUUGUAUAUUUCUGUCAAGAUUAUUGGCAUAUUUCUCCAGAAAUCUUUGAUAUGAUUAUGGCGUGUUUCGUUAUAAAACUGGAACACCAUUAAUGUGUUGAUCAGAUCUCACCAUCAAACAGUAAAUAGUGUCGUCUAAUUCUUUUUCUAGUAAAAAGAAAAUCGAGUUAAAUACUGUUCUGUUUAAUUCCAAUUAUGUGUUUGCAUUCUAUGACAGAUACUUGUUCCGACCUCAACUGUAAGGUCGUCCUCAGUGUCUCGUACUUGAGCCGAAUCCAGUAAGAAACUCAGAAGAUGACCUUUCUUCCACUAUAGCAAACCCAGGUUUAUCAUCUCUUCAGUUUUAUAAAGUUAUGGUAAAUGAUGGGUAUUUCUUCAACGACAACGCUCAAGACCUUUUUUUACCUUCCAGGCGAUAACAAGUUUAAUUUUCUUCAGAAAUGUGUGCAGACAAAAGAAAUUAGGCAUCUUGGUGUACAAUUCAAAAUUGGCAUAUAAAAUUCAGAGGCACUUAUCUGAUGAAUUAAACUACACAGCGUACAUGUUUAUACUGGUACAAACUGGAGUUUUGAUAUUUAUUUUGUUGGUUAUAUAAAUGAAUUUCAGGUGCAAUACUUUCAGGGUAAAAAUCUUGUAAGCUAACUGGUGGAAUCCUCAAAAAAAAAAAAUCCAGAUGAAUUCCAUUAGGUAUGCCCGGAAAAAUUCUUGAUUGAAGGCUUUGGGCCAUUUCUAUGGAUACCUUGUAUGUUGGCUAGAAAGUGACUUUACUACAGUGCCGAGCUUAUAGUAGAGCACCAUCUUCGUCGGUCUUGGACAACGUUUGUCGCCUUUUUCGGAACGUUUGGGGUUCCCUUUCCAUAUCUUCUUCAACUGCUUGCAGACAAAAAUUCCUCCGGGGAUUCUUCCGAGAAUUCCUCUUGGUAACUAUUCAGGAAUUGCAGAACUUUUUCUAUGAAUUUCUACAUGAAUUCCUCUAUGGGUGUAUUCAGGCAUUUGUACCUUGUUGUUCGUUUAUUUUCGACACUUGAAACCAUGGUGCAUUCGUGUCACAUCUUAAAUACUAUAAUUUCAUUAUACAACCAAUUCUUAAUCCUUGUUUCUACUAUUGUAUUUGAAAAUCAUCUCCUCAUCUACAGUACCUACAAUAUUCCAUGAUUAUUUACGUUUAGCUUAAAGUUGCUUAAAUAAUCCAGUAUUGUGUUGUUCUUUGCCGAGUAUUGUGUUGUUCUUUACAGAGAAGAACAUUUAUCAAGACAAUUAGAUGAUCGGCAUUGAAUCACAAAAACCCCACAACAAUUGGUGAGAUCUUUCCAAUAUUAUUUAUUUAUAAAUAUUUCUAUUUCAGUAUAUUUACUUUAUAACUGCAUAUAAGUUGAAAAUUCGCUAUUUUCAACAUCCUUUCAUCUAUUGGAAGAUGCUUCAGUUCUGGGUUCUUUCUAAGUUGAUGAAGGGAUUUAUAAAUGCUUGCAAGGACUUGGCCAGGUGUGUGGAGCUGAGUGAAUCUAUGACAUUGUAGAUAGUAGCGACAUCAGCAAUGUCAAUGGAAAUAUUCAACUUUGCAACUCCAUCCAAGAUUUGUGCAAGUAUUCAUGCUAUGCUAUGCUAUGCUUAGCUUAAAGUUGCUUAAAUAAUCCUGUUUCGCGUUGUCCAGAGCUUCUUGUAGACUUGUUGUGCUGUAGUUGUUCUUUACACUUUCUUCACUAAACUUUCUACAGUGCAAUAUCAAAUGCCGCACAUUCAUAACAACUCCACAACAUUGACAGGUUGGUGUGGGUUGUUAGUUCUUCAAUGUUGAAGCCCGUUGAACAGUUGCGUUCCUCUGGUAUGGUUUACCUGUACGUGUCGCAUUUAAUGUCAUGCAACUUUGUAUCUUUGUUUCCGUGUCACUGGAUAUCCCAUCGAUUUCUGGCCUCGUUUGGUAGUCAGUCAGCUUCGAUGUUCCCGGUGAUGCCGUCGUGUCCCGGGCAGAAGAAUGCGAAUUGCUUUAAAUAGGUACGUACGACUUCAUUGAUGAUAUGGCAAAACCCACGCCCUUCGCCCAUCUAUCGACCGCUUUGACGGCGGCUUAAAGUUUUCGAAGACGCUUUUGUUUCACGCACUUAUGUGUAGAAUGUCAUCGGAGUAUAGAAAUAUUUCGGUUCUUUGCGAAUAAUUCCUCCUUAUCUAGGGAGGUUCUUACUGUGGACUUUUUUAGAAAUUCAAUUCGCUUCAAAAGCUGCUGCUGGGAUUCCUCCUGAAAUUCUACCGGGAUUCAUCAGCCAGGGAUUUUUCUGGGGAUCCAUCUAAUGAUUUCUGGUACACAUCUCUAUGAAUACCUCCAGUCAUUUAUCCAAGAAUUCCUCUGGAAAUUCCUCCAGAUUAUCUCUGUAGAUUCCCUAUACGAUUUCCUCUGGAUUUCCCGGGGGUUCCUCUUGGUAAUACUAAAAGAAUGUCUUUUGGUAUUGUUUCAGAAAUUUCUCUUGUGAAUUCCUUCUGAAUUACUGCACAGAUUCUCCUAGAAAUUCUUGCUUGGAAUUCUGCUGGAAUUCAUGCUAAAACUUCUCAAGCUAUUUCUGCUGUGAAUUCUUCAGGAAUUGCUCCUGAUAUCCCCCAGAUCAUUUUUUUUAAAGAGGAAACAAAAAACAGAACAGAAAGAGGAAACAAAAAAUCAGAAGCAGUUUUCUCGCUUAAAUAUCAACCAAUGUUAGUAAAAAAUUAUCACUGCACUCUAGUCUUACUUACCUUACCAAUCAGGCUAAGGCCGGGGUGGCCUCUGCUGUACAUAGUAGCCGUUUCCAUUCCACUCGGUCCAUGGCAGUUUGUCUUCAGUUCCGUACUCUGCGUGAAAAUCGUACCACUCGUGUUAAUCCCCGCUCUCCUUAUUACACCCUCUAACGCAAUGUUGAACAGCUAGCACGAAAGACCAUCACCUUGCCGUAACCCUCUGCGAGAUUCGAAGGGACUCGAGAGUAUCCCUGAUACCGUCUACCCCCGUUGGUUUGAACGACACCUCAUGCAAUCCAACGGGGUUUCUUUUUAAUUUGUACUUCUAGUAACCCUGUGGGCAUCGAAAAACACACUGAUGGUAACCCUUUUUGCUGUUUUGUUUUGAUUCUGCGUUCCGUUUCACCCCGUUCCACGAGCAGAAUGACGUUUGAAGCAUUUUUAGUUUGAACGAUGUGCAGAUUAGAGGGGGUCAAAUUAAAAAGUGUUCAGAUUAGAUGCGGUCAAACCAACGGGGGUAGACGGUACUCGAACUACGCACAUCACUCGAUCCAUCGUCGCCUUGAUCAAUCGUAUCAGUUUAUCCGGGAUUCCGUAUUCGUGCAUAAUCUGCCAUAGCUGUUCUCGAUCGAUUGUAUCAUACGCCGAUUUGAAAUCGAUGAACAAGUGAUGUGUGGGCACGUUGUAUUCGCGGCAUUUCUGCAACACCUGUCGGAUGGCGAACAUCUGAUCCGUUGUAGCGCGUUCACCCAUGAAUCCAACCUGAUAUUGCCCCACGAACUCUCUUGCAAUCGGUGAUAGACGGCGGCUUAAAAUUUGGGAGAGUACCUUGUAGGCAGCGCUCAGUAGUGUGAUUCACUCUAGUCACCAUCUGGGUAACAGUGAAACCAUUUUCAAUUACGGUUUUGUGAUUAUGAGCAUUAAAACUGCUUUUGAAUAAUUGAUGAUUGUUGAUGACUGAAUGAAGGUUAUUUGAGCCUUAAAGGAAUUCCUCGUGGAUUUUUUUAAGGAAUUCUAUCUGGCAUCCUAACAGAGGUUUCUUCAGAGAUUUCAAUAGGAAUUCCUUCAAUGAUUCUUCUAAUUACUAAAAAGAGAUUAAUUGGGGAACUCCUCGAAAGGUUUCUACUGAACCUAUUUACAGGAUUCCACUUCCACUACCGACUACUGUCUACAGUAGACCACAAUUACUAUUAAGUUGCGAGAAGGCUGUGUUCCAAUAGGGAUGUCGUAACAAAAAAGGAGGAAAAGUUUUUUAGUUCUGCUGUAAAAUGCAAAAAAAAAAUCUCCUGUCCGUCCAAGUGAUUGUGAUACCAUUCCAUAGACACAUCAACGCGUGAAAAGUAAAAACUAAUGUGUAUUCAGCCAACACAUCAUCAACAAAAAAGCAAACUUCUCAAAUGGCGGAGAAUAAACGCCAGAAAGAAGAAGAAACAGCAGAAAAUAAACAUGUUGGUUGAGUGAAAAAAAAACUCGCUCUUGCGUGUGAUGUCAGGCCAGGCGGUUUCCAUCCGAAUCCUACCUACACUCUCUAGCCCAGCUCUACAACACACUGGCCUAUAGGAUAGGAGGCAGGCACGCUUGGCGUGUUCGCAGAAACCGGUCUGAGUCUGAGCCUGGGCAUACCACCUACCUACACACACAUCCAGUUGACGACGGUGAUGCGACCGCCUGUGGGGUGGUCGUUGGACGGGCAGCGGGUGGAAAUCGAUGGAGCGGAUUUUUCCAACCCAGUCGCAACGUUGCCACGUUUUACCACCCAUACUACGAUGCAGAGGGUCGUGUACACGACCGACCGACCGACCACCACCACCAGUUUGGCUGGGGCACGCGCAUCUGUGGAGCUGCGUCGAUGGUGUUCAAUCCGACGACGGCGGACGGGACGGGUGUUCUCGGCAGCUGCUUAUCGUGGUACAUAAGCAGCGUUGUUUCAUGGUGUAGGUAGGUGCGGACGGACGGGACCGCUCGAUCUCGAUGACGGCGAAGUGGAAUGAGAAAGGCGUGCAAGUUAUUUUUGUGGAACACUAGGCAAACGAAGAACAAGAAGACAAAAACCGGUUUAAAUCGAUUCGUGCGCGCCGCGUUGAUGAUGCUGAAGAUCGGCUGGGUCGGUUGGUCGGUGUGGAGUGGUGGUCGGUGGUGGUGCACCCCAGAAUACACAACCAAGCCAGGGCCAACUAGCAACAACAACACGAACAGCAUCAUCAGCAGCGGCACAUAUGAUUUUUCGGGACGACGACGGCGAUGCAACGUUGUCGAAUUGUUUUUGCAAGAUUGUCACUCGCGCGCGCACUCGAUGGCACAGCGGCAACGGUGUAUUUCAUGAUGGCUGUGUUUUUUCUUCAUGGAUGGUGAACGGAUUGCGAUUUUCAUCCUUUUUAGGGGCUUUUGAAAUAACUCAACGGAUGGCUAGUUGUGGUAGUAGUUUUUUUUUGUCUUACUUUAUAUGAAGCAUAUGGUUUUCCUUUCUUUGUCGACAUAAUUUGCCAAAAUCCUGCAAUUUCAAUCAAAUUAGGGUGUUGGACCAUUUUGGCAGGGAUCGUGUUUUGGACACUUUGGAAAGAUUCAGUUUAUCGUUUUUCGAGAUUUAUAGACCCCCUCCCCCUGUGACAAGCGAUUUUCCUAAACCUAAUGCACGUACUGUCACAUUUUUCUAGACCCCUCCCCAAAAUCUUGGACGUAAUUUGUGAACGUUCAUAUUCCGCAAAAACUUCAAUUUGAAACCAAAAUUUGAUGGCUUACUAAAGAUAGGUUAUGUUUAGUGAAAUCCCAUUUCGUAUUUGGUCAUUUUUCUGGAUUUUCCAAAUCACAACCAACACCCAACAAACCAACGCCACCGCCCUCCGUUUGGAACAUACAAAAUUUUAAAUUUAUAUGGACCAUAACCUUUGAUCUUAGCUUGAGUUUUGUAAUUUUUUAAUUCUAGGGUUUCAGGAAAUUCUUAGAGAAAUUCCUGGAAGAAUUCCUGCAACUUUCCUGGAGUAACUCCUUGAGGAAUUUAUGGAAAAAUAUCUGUAGGAGAUCCUGUAGUAAUUCCUGGAAUAAUUCCUAAAGUGAUACCUGGAGGAAUCCCUGGAGUAACUCCUUAAGAAAUUCCUGGAGAAAUAUCUAGAGGAGUUCAUAGAGUGAUUCCUGUAGAAAUCUCUGGAGUAGACUCGGAGUAUUUCCAGGAAGUAUUCCUGGAGGAAUUUUCGAUGAAUUCCUGGAGGAUUUUAUGGUGCAAUUCCUGAAGAAAUUUCUGUAGAAAUUUCUGGAGGAAUUCCUAAAGGUUUUUCUGUACGAAUUCCUGGAGGAAUAUUCUUGGAAGAGUCCCUGGGGAAAUCCAUGAAGAAAUUCCUAGAGAAAUUCUUUGAUUUACUACUGAGGAAUUCCAGGAGUAAUUCCUGAUGGAACGCCUAGAGUAUUUCCGGGGUGAAUUUCUGGAAGAAUGCCUAGAGGAAUUCUUGAAUGUAGGAUUUCAUGGCGGAAUUCCAAGAUGAAUCCCUGCAAGAAUUCAUAGAGUUAUAACUUGAAGAAUUUGUUGAGGAAUCCUUAGAGGAAUUCCUGGAGAAAAUACGAGAAGAAUUGCUGGAAAAACACUCGAAUUCCAACGGGAAGAAUUGCUGAAAAAAACACUCGAGCAAUCCCUAGAAAAAUUCCCGAUAGAAUCCCUUGGACAAUUCCUGAAGGAUUCUCUUGUGGAAUUCCAGGAGGAAUUACUGGAAGUAUUCCUGGUGGAGGUGAAUUUCUGGAAGAAUUACUGGUGGAGAGGCAUAUAUUAUUGGUUGUAGUAGCUUGUAGUAGAAGUCCUGGAGGGAUUCCAUCACUAACGCUGGAGAAAUUCUUGGGAUACUUCUAAAGGAAUUCCCGUGGUGCCAUGGAGGAAUCCGUGGAGAACUCCUGGACUCCAUCUCGGUAACUUCCGAAGUGAUUACUUUUGAACUGUUAAAAAUCUGGGAAGCUACUUCUGGAGGUAUUUCCGGUGAACUUUAAAUUUUUUAUAAUUCAUGGGGAACUUCAGGAGAACAUUUCUGAACCUAUUCAUGAAAGUAUCCCAGAUGAAAUUCUAGUAAAACUCCAGGAUGAAACCCAGGCGGAGCUGCUAGAAAAAUCCCAGAAAGAACUUCUGGAAGAAUCUCAAAAGAAACUAACUAACUUUUUUAGUAAAUUCCAUAGGAAACGAUUUGAGGGUUUCCAGAAGAAACUUCUAGAAGAGUCUCACUUUAAGAGAAAUCACAAAAAAGCUGGAGGAAUUCCAGACUCCUGCAGGAAUCACUAAAGAAAAUCCUGGAGGAAUUACACAUGAAACUAAUUAUGAAAUCCAAGCAGGAAUUUGUCUGAUAUCGAACAAACAUCGAAAUUUUACUAAAACUUUUCUGAAAUAAAGCUACAUUUUCAUCUAAAGAAUUGUGAAAUUGUUCAAACUUCCAGGAAAAACAAAAAAAAAAGACAACCGCUUCAUAGUGUGCGUGAGUUUCGUCAACAUAAAUUUCCGGUGCGCCGAUGCUACACAGCAAAUAAUUUUGUAAUAUCCAGUAAUUUCACUAGGUUACAUCGUUUACCAAUAAUUACCACACUCACCAUGUACACCCUGGUUGGCACCGGAAAGUAUCAACCAUAAGUGUAGAAUCAGCCUAAAUUAAAAUACACGUUAAUAAAAAUAAAAGGAAAAAUGUCAACAAACCCGUUCUAGCAGAAACCUUGAACCAGUAUCAUAUUUAUCAUCUAUCAUUUAUCUCGGUGAAAUAGCCGAGAGGUAAGGGAUAUAAUAUCUUACAAUCAACGGAUCAUUGUACGAAUCCAUGUCAUAAUUUUACUUGAUUCAUAUCAAACCGGUCCUAGCGAUUGCUGGACGCGACUGAUGUGCAACGAAAAUGAUGUGAUAUUACAAGAUUUUUUUGUUGUGUUUGUGUAGCUCGGUGAUCACGGUGUGCAGUAAGAAUGUAGCGAAACAGUCCCGUCGUGUCUCGGCUUCGGCCCCAGCCCGGACCCGGUCUCGGCCCAACGCGUGUUUUGUCUUCGUUUGCAGCCGCAAUCCGUCUUUUUACCUCAUUAGCGCACUUUACUAGAGUACCACCAAAGAAUAAAAAUAGAAAGAAUGCCAUCUCUUGCCUUUUUCUACGUAAACGUCUAAGCGUAUCAAGGUGGAAGCUCUCUGUAACAGUGUUCGUGAUUUAUCAUAAGAGAAGGCGGUGUGCGUAUGAUUUGGUAUCCGCAUACAAUUAGUAACGCACACUACCGCAUGAAAGUUGCACUUUCAUCCGCAGAUAGCGCUACGGUAGUGUCCCCCCGAGCAUCAGCGGAGUGGGCAUUCUUGAUAUUCUUAUUCUUUGGUACCACGAUAAACAAAUUCGUCCACUUUGAUGUUUUCGCCACCUAGCACUACUUCGUCACAACCGGACCGACGUUGACUUCUUAAAAGGUAUGAUCGCCUCUUCCACGACCCGACGGUCGAUCCCGAUGAUGUCAAUAUCGUCCGCGAAGCCCAGGAGCAUAUGCGACCUCGUGAAAAUGGUUCCGUUUCUUUACACACCAGCUCUCCUUAUCGCUCCUUCCAGUCAUGUCGAACAGUAAAUUCGACAUAGUAUUGCCCUGCUUCAGUCUGUCUAUAAGGUUACGAACGAUUAGGAAAUUUUAUCCACAACCCAUACACUUGGUUUCGAUCCGUCAAGCGACGCACAUUUCAGUCUAAUCAACUUCGCCGGAAAACCAUGUUCGAUCAUAAUCUGAGAGAACUCGUUUUUCUUCACUGAGUCGUACGCCGCCUUCGUCCCUCAUGAAAACUCAGUCUAAUCAACUUCGCCGGAAAACCAUGGUCGAUCAUAAUCUGAGAGAACUCGUUUUUCUUCACUGAGUCGUACGCCGCCUUCGUCCCUCAUGAAAACUCAGCCUGGUAAACAAAACUCCAGGCGAUGCCCUUUCUUGUCCAGCAACCUUGUUGUUCUUCAGUCCUCUAAU
Molecule: messenger RNA, 13243 nt
Organism: Aedes albopictus (Asian tiger mosquito)
Lineage: Eukaryota; Metazoa; Arthropoda; Insecta; Diptera; Culicidae
Product: interferon regulatory factor 2-binding protein 1-like
Exons: 2
Coding region: 924-1733 (269 amino acids)
Biological process (GO): regulation of transcription by RNA polymerase II
Cellular component (GO): nucleus
Molecular function (GO): transcription corepressor activity
Source: RefSeq, a predicted model, not a curated record